This is a messenger RNA of Xyrauchen texanus (razorback sucker), 2159 nucleotides long. Its product is annotated as interferon regulatory factor 2-like. The coding region runs from base 221 to 1249 and encodes 342 amino acids. Gene Ontology annotation, cellular component: nucleus. Gene Ontology annotation, biological process: regulation of transcription by RNA polymerase II; immune system process. NCBI's taxonomy places the organism in Eukaryota, Metazoa, Chordata, Actinopteri, Cypriniformes, Catostomidae. Gene Ontology annotation, molecular function: DNA-binding transcription factor activity, RNA polymerase II-specific; RNA polymerase II cis-regulatory region sequence-specific DNA binding. The record is from RefSeq and is a predicted model, not a curated record. The transcript has 9 exons.
CGUCUCUCUAAUAAACACGAAACUACACGUAAGGUUACGUAUAUAAUGUUAAAACGUUGUGUCGUUCUUCAUUAGAUAUACAAAAACAAGAACAACAACAACAACAAUUCUGAAAACCACGGUGAUGUUUUCUGCGUAGCUUUCGGACAAGAAUACAAAGUACAUCUCAUCGGGGGAUCUUCUCGGCGUAUUAUUGAUUUACCUCGCGUCCAGUGUCAAGAUGCCAGUGGACAGAAUGAGAAUGUGCCCCUGGUUGGAGCAGCAGAUAAGAAGUGGGCAGAUUCAGGGUCUUCACUGGGUUAAUGAGGAGAAAAAGAUAUUUCAAAUACCAUGGAUGCAUGCAGCCAGACAUGGAUGGGAUUUGGAAAAGAAUGCACCUUUAUUUAAGAACUGGGCCAUUCACACAGGAAAAUACCGUCCUGGUAUUAACAAACCAGACCCUAAAACAUGGAAGGCAAACUUUCGGUGUGCUAUGAAUUCUCUACCAGACAUUGAGGAGGUGAAGGACAAAAGCAUGAAGAAAGGAAACAAUGCCUUCAGAAUGUACAGGAUGCUUUCAGCAUCUGAAAAGGCUGUUAAGAAAGGGAAGAAAAAGAAGGAUCUGGAGCAAAGAGUAAAACAAGAUUUUCAGAAACGGAAAGCAGGCAUUCCCAGAAAACUCAAAACGAUGAACGAAGAAGUAAAUGAAGAAACUAUGCCAGACAGCACCGUAUUAUUUGCUGAGCAGGAGCACCCUAAAUCCAUGUUACCUGAGAGAGAGGAGGCUGUAGGUGAACUACCUGAAGUGUGUGCAGUUGUUGAGGUGGCAACAGAUUCAGAUGAGCCUGCAGUUAGCUCCUCUAAAGUGUCUUGCCCCAUCCAGGUCUCCCAUGUUUCAUCCCACAGUGAGAGCGACUCAGAGAGCACAUACAGCGAGGAAGACUUGGUACAGCUACCACAGGACUUGUCCUUAAAUGCUUCAGAGAGAUCAUCAUGUGGAUCUGUGUUACGGAUCCCAACUUCAGCUCAAUCCUCCUUUUUCACAUCAGAGAAAACUAAUUUCAGAGUGACCAGCUGCAGAGAAGACUCACCCCUAAUAAGCUAUGACACUGCUCCAUGGUUUCCCUUGUUGCUUGGUUUCCAAAAUCACACCAAUGUGCGACUCUCAAGCCCUGCCCCCACACCAGAGCUCACCAGCAGCCGAACUUCUCAGGCAAGAGCGAUAGCGAAUGUUAUGGAUCUCUCCAUUACGUCACGAAAAGCUUUAUAAUGUAGACUUGAAAUUCAGUGUGCUGCUAUUGAGCUGAUAAGAUGCCCUACCCCAGAAGUUUAAAGGGAUAGUUCACUUAAAAGUCAUCAUUUACUAACUUGUGUUGUUCCAAACCCAUAUGAUUUUUUUCUUCUUCCAUGAAACACAAAAUGAGAUGCUAGACAGAAAGUUUAGGGUCUGACAGCCUCCGACACCAAAUAAAGCAGAAUCAACAUUCUUUAAAACUUUAUUUUAACUUUAGAAUUAGGUCUUGGAAUGACAUGAGGAUGACUAAAUGACAACAGAAAUUUAAUUUUGGGGCAAACUAACCCUUUAAAAGUUAAACCGGUGUUAGAUUUGCCUCUUUUAGUGGCCCGUGUUUGUGUGAGAGUAAAUCUGAAAAUUUUAUAUUGCAGAGCACUACCUCAUUAUCUUAUGAUUGGUAACUUGAACUACCUCACAGAUGGAACGUGACCUGUGCAACUUUGAUCACAGAACUUAAUAUCAAUGUAAGCUAUUGAGUAUAUGUUAAGUGUAGAAUGACCAAUACGUUUAAUAUUCAUUGACAUGAUGUGCCUGACAGCAGAUUUAACAGCACAAUCACAAAUGGAAUUAAAAAGUACAAUAGCAAGGGAUUUUUUUAAGGAAGAUAUGCAAUAAUGUUUUUCUAUAGACUUCAGCACAGUUUUGAUAAAGUUUUUGAUUGAAAUACUCAAGCUUUGCUUGUUUAUUUUUUAGUGCUGUCAGUCGAUUUACAUUUUUUGAAUCGCAAUUAAUCGUAUAACUUUUUGUAGUUAAUCACAGAUUUAAAAAAUGCUGAAAUUUGACACUAUAUAUACUUGUCAGUACUUCUCAAACUUUUAUUAUUUCCACCUUAGGGUAGAAAACAAAACCAUAUGUAGCAAUAUAAUGCUGUAUUAACAUUUUUCAA